AAAGUAUGUUGACGGUGACCGUCUACCGUAGCAAUUUAUGGGCGUUAUUUUAUUUAUUUAUUUAUUAUGCGUUGAUUAAUUUGAAGAACAAUAUGCAUUUAGAAUGGCUCUCCAAUCGCGCGUAAUUUAAUUCAGGAGGUUAUACAAACUUUCAGUGUAGCAGGUUACAUAGAAAGCAAUCAGUGAUCGGAAGUCAACUCUCGGUCUGUCUCUAUUGACCAAUUCAUUUAUUUUAUUUGAAUACACACAUUUGCUUUACAUAGAUGUUAUAGACUUCACUGAUAUGGAUGUUCGUUUGGAAAACCACGACAAUACUGCUGCUGCGGGCUUGAGUCCAGAAAUGCUGUCAGUUGCACGGGAAGCCUUCCGUGCUGGGGACUUCAACCUCCUUGCUGAGAUCUACAGCUCGCAGCUGGCGGACCUCCGACACCCGGACCGGASCCUCUGCCUCCUCAAAGCGGACGCGCUCAGCAGGGCUGGGCGGAUAGCGGAGGCUCUGGAUUCAUACUGCACCGCCGCCAACUUGGACAAGUUACGACCAAACGAACUAGGGUCUCUCGUUGACUGUAUUGCACACACUUUGCGCUUAAAAGAAUGCCUAAAAGAAUGCACAGACCCCAAUGGGGUUUCCGAGGAUGAGCAUUCGUUGGACCUGUUCUCAUGUCGGCUUUGCAAGUGCUUGUUAAUCGAGCCAACAACUUUGGAAUGCGGCCAUACAUUCUGCAAACCAUGCAUUGAAGAUGACGGUAUCAAAGAAUGUGAAUUAUGUCGUUACAAACUGAACAAAACAAAUAGAGAAUUAAAGCCAAUCGGUUUUAAAGUGAAUGUAGUACUCAGUGGCCUGUUGGGUAAAUGGUUUUGCGCAGAGAGUGAAGCAAGACGAUGCUGGCUUGAAGGGGAUAGAAUGCGGAAUGAACAGGGCUUUAUCAACGCCCUUGAAAAAUACAACAACGCUCUUGAAAAAGCCCCCUAUAUGUGUGGGCUGCUGGCCCGACGGGCAGAGCUACACAUGGAGAUGAACAGCUUCAGACAGGCCCUACAGGAUGGAGACGCCAUGUGUCGACUGACGCCCCUCUCUCCCAAGGCUCACUACGUGAAGGCCCUGGCUCUGAACAAAGCCGGUUAUAAUGAAGAGGCCCUGCAAGAAUACUUCUACUGUCUGGCUUUGAAGCCAGACUGGACCUCAGUCAAGCUGGAAACGCAAAAGUUAAGCUACUCCGCUGUGUUUCUAUACCAUUGAAGUUGUAUUAAAUUGAAUUAGUUAGUUCACCGAACCAGUUACGCAACCACUUGUGUGCCCGAUUGACUGCGACGACGGCCAAUCACUGUCUAUGUCUCUUUCCCCCUGUAGAUGCUGAGUGAGAUGUUCUCCACGUUCAAGACGGACGGUCUCCCCACGUCAUCACUCCGCCUCCACCAAACAGGCCCCGCCUCCCACCUCAAACCAGCCUCCCUUCUCUUCGACUCCCUCCAUUCCACCYCUCGUAGAUGGAGCCAAACCCCUACUGGCCGUAGAGACAGUUUGUCUGACACCGGAGCAGAGACCAAGUCCUCAUGUGAGGACUCMAAGACCCUGGCUUGUGUCCUGGCUGCCUUACCUCUCCCCCCUGUUCUAAAGAGGAAGCUCUCAGACGAGCCCCAAGGCUCUGCACCCCCCAACAAGCUGCCCAGAAAAGUCUUGUGUUCAGAUGAGUCAAGCUCAUCCCAGAUGCCUGCUGCUUGUUGCAUUGAGAGGAGAGAAGUGCCCCCUCAGCUCCUGGAUAGUGCUGACAUGGACUGCUCUGUUUGUAUAAGGCUGUUCUACGAGCCAGUCACCACCCCCUGUGGACACACCUUCUGCAUGAAGUGUCUUGAGCGCUGUUUGGACCACAACCCCAACUGCCCGCUGUGUAAAGAGAACAUUACAGAGUACCUGGCCACUAGAGGGUACCAUAAGACCCUGCUGAUGGAGGAGGUGCUGCAGCGCUACCUGUCUGAGGAGCUGGCUGAGAGGAGCAAGGUGUACCAGGAAGAAAUGGCAGAGCUGUCAAACUUGGCCCAGGAAGUGCCCAUCUUCAUCUGCACCAUGGCCUUUCCCACAAUUCCCUGCCCUCUGCAAGUCUUCGAGCCGUGUUAUAGGCUGAUGAUCCGACGCUCUAUGGAGACGGGAAYCAAGCAGUUUGGAAUGUGCAUCGCUGACGACAUCAAAGGCUUCGCAGACUACGGCUGCAUGUUGGAGGUGACAGACGUGAAGUUCCAACCAGACGGGCGCUCGGUGGUCGACACGGUCGGAGUGUCCCGCUUCAGAGUGCUGAGCCACGGCCACCGUGACGGCUACAACACAGCCAAGAUAGAGCACCUGGAGGACCAGAAGGUGGAUGGAGAGGAGCUGGCGGAGCUGCAGAAGCUGCAUGACUUUGUGUACGAGCAGGCCAGCACCUGGUUCACCUCCCUCAAAGACAACAUGAAGAACCAGAUCGUCAGUCACUUUGGACAGMUGCCUGAAAAAGACCCUGACAUACAGGGGAGUGCCAGUGGUCCUGCAUGGUGUUGGUGGCUGCUGGCUGUACUGCCCCUGGAGAAGAGAGCCCAGCUAAGCAUCCUGGCCAUGACCACCCUCCGAGAGCGCCUCAGCACCACCCGCCGCGUGCUCAGCCUCGUCACACGCAAACACCCUCCACCGCGGCGACCAUCUUCAGCAGCGGCAGCAUCAUCAUCACUGUAGUGGCCCCCUGAGAGGUGAUCAGUUUAGAAUAAUUUGGGCCCAGUUAGGCGAAAUCCAGAUUGUCAAAAGUUACCUAUCGGCUAGGAGUAAAUGYAUAGAAAUAUAAUGAAUAGAACGGGAGUCCCCGUUGAAGUCGGUUAUUUUUMUGUUCUAUUCAUUAUAUUUCUAUGCAUUAGAUAGACAAAAUCUGAUAGACAAAUCUGAUAGACAAAAUCCGGAUAGAUCCUUUUUGGAAAACUGGGCCCUGGAGAAGAAGGGAGAAGAUACUCCAUUUCUCAGAAGCUCUAGCCUCAGAUAAAGAGUUUCAACAGUGGGAAUGAUUCAGCAGUGUUGUUCAUGAUCUCAGGAAUGGGUUCUACUUGAGUCUUACAAAAAGGAUUGAUGGACUAGCCCUACCCAACCAAAACGCAUAAAUGGGUGUCAGGUUUGCGCACAUAUCUUUGGGUCAAUUUCAUUAAGUCCAGUUUUGUCAUGUGUAUGUGUGGUACAUUAGGUUUAUUUUGUUAUUGUUUUAUUGUUGGCCUGUGUUCAAAUGAGGCCUUAAAUUAUUUUUGCAAUAUUUAUUUUCUACUAUUUGUCAUGUGAAGCCAAUUUUCAUGUAUAGAAAUUUAGCAUUUUUCUAUGGGACAUAGCACAGACAUUGUAGUAGCACCAAACAACCACAAGGUGGCAGUAAGUGUGAGCAAAGAGGAUCAGUGCAGACAACCCUACAUUUGAACAGGUGUUUUUUGCGGAAGACAGAUCCACCCCUUUCCUCUCUGUCACAAAAACAAUGGACAGUAGGACAACACCCCUGUCAUUCAACAGCCUAGUUUAGUUAAAUUAAUCAAAGCUUGAUGAAAUAUAGUAAGMCUAAAUCAUGUCUUUAUAAGUGGCUUCAUAGCUCGUCAACCAUCUUGAUUAAUUAACCAAUGAUUUUCAGCUCGUUCAAUUGCCCAGAUACACAUCGGAACUAAUGUUUUCAGCCUCUCCAUGGUGUGUUUUCCCAGCUGUGUUCUGAUCUAGCCAGACUGGUCACAGGAGCUGAAGUUGGUUUGUCCCAGGUUGAAGUCCCWUAAGGGAAUGUUCAUCAUUGGAUGCUGUACAGCAGGGGUGUCAAACUCAUUCCACAGAGGGCCAAGUGAUUGCAGGUUUUCUGUUUUUUUCCUUUCAAUUAAGACCUACACAACCAGGUGAGGGGAGCUCCUUGCUAAUUAGUGACCUUAAUUCAUCAAUCAAGUACAAAGGUGGACCGAAAAGCUGCAGACGCUCUGCACUCUGUGGAAUGAGUUUGAUGUGCUGUACAGUAACUAUUAUUAUUUUUUUUUUUACAGUAACAAUGAGGCCAAGUGGUGUUUCUUUCCACUGUGCUGUUGUGAGGUAUGCAUAGACACUCACCUUCUUAGUUAUCUACAUAAGUCUAUUCCAAAAUCACACAGUGGGUCUCUUUCCCCCCACAACCAGAGGUUGUCAAGAGACCUGGGCAAAGGCACAAAAUAUGCCAUAUUCCAAAUUGUAAGGACUGGUGUACUCUGUGUGGUCACCACAUUAAAAGCUUCUGUGACUUGGCAUAUUUCACCCACACAGUCAGAUCUUGGAGAAGCAGCCAGGUGAGUAAUUUGGGUUACUUAAAGUCAGAACCGGAGACAUGUCAUAUUUGUAGACAAUGAGUCACCUCCGUGCUCCGUCAUCACCAUGUUGGAAUGAUCUGGAUUCUCCCGAAUUGAAUCAUUACCAAACCCUCUUGAUAAACACACACGCCRUCAUUCUCCCAGACCAGUGGAGGUUGCUGAGAGGAGGACGGGUCCUAAUAAUGGCUGGAACGGCGCAAAUGGAAUGGCUUCAAACCAUGUUUGAUGUAUUUG
Molecule: messenger RNA, 4548 nt
Organism: Salvelinus sp. IW2-2015
Lineage: Eukaryota; Metazoa; Chordata; Actinopteri; Salmoniformes; Salmonidae
Source: RefSeq, a predicted model, not a curated record